This is a messenger RNA of Grus americana (Whooping crane), 2479 nucleotides long. It is a transcript of the gene CA6, whose product is annotated as carbonic anhydrase 6. Bases 477 to 2042 code for a protein of 521 amino acids. Gene Ontology annotation, molecular function: carbonate dehydratase activity; zinc ion binding. The record is from RefSeq and is a predicted model, not a curated record. The transcript is spliced from 9 exons. NCBI's taxonomy places the organism in Eukaryota, Metazoa, Chordata, Aves, Gruiformes, Gruidae.
CUCAGCACUUACAAAAAACAGUCCCUUAAACGCCUUUUGCCUGGGCUCCUUCCUCCGUGUAACAAGGAAACGGUUGGCCGCCGCAGGACAGCAGUUGGGAUCUGUGUUGGGUAUCUUUGCUUACAAAGCACAGGUUUACACGUCCUUGCGGUGAAGCUUUUCCACCUGCUCGACAGGAAAAGCGGGCAGAGAGCGUGGGGUCAGACAGCGAGGCCGAGGCCAUCGGGGGAAACCUGUUCCAUUUGCACGGACAGCUUGCUUCAGAAGAUCGAUAAAGCGCCUUUAGCCUUUAAAGCUGAUUGUCCAAAUAAAAUAUCUCUGUGGCGCUGUUCGCCGUUAUUGUUUUGGAUGGGCGCGAAUGGUGGGACGGGUGCUGGAAAGGCCAGACCUGCAGUAAAUUGGUAUUUGUGCUUCCUGAGGAGUUUUACAGACAUGCACUCCCCACCUUGGUUCUGACUGCAGAUCCGGUGAGAGACAUGUGGAUCACAGCAGUCGUGUUCCACCUCCUGCAUCUGAGCUGCUCGCACCGAGUGCACUGGACGUACAAAGAAGGAGAGCUGGAUGAAGAGCACUGGGGAAAGCACUUUGCAGACUGUGCUGGCAAGCACCAAUCUCCAAUUGACAUCCAGAGGAAAAGAGUGAGGUACAACCCCCAGCUGCUGCAGCUGGAGCUGAGUGGUUAUGAUGGGCCUUUGCGGGGGGAUUUCACGAUGACCAACAACGGUCACUCUGUUCAGAUUGAUUUGCCACCCACCAUGCACAUCUCCAGAGGGCUCCCAGGCCUCUACACAGCUGUACAGAUGCAUCUGCACUGGGGUGGCCUGGACCUGGAGACCAGCGGCUCUGAGCACACCAUAGACGGGAUGAGAUAUUUCGCAGAGCUGCACAUUGUCCAUUACAACUCAGCUGACUACUCAAGCUUCGAAGAAGCCAAAGACAAACCAAAUGGUUUGGCUGUGCUCGCCUUCCUGUAUGCGGAUGGGCACUUCGAGAAUACCUACUACAGUGAAUUCAUUUCCAAACUGGCAAAAAUCAGGUUUGCAGGUCAAUCAACAAAGCUCAUUUCUCUGGAUGUCCAAGCCAUGCUGCCAGAAAACCUCUCACACUUCUACCGGUACCAGGGCUCACUAACAACCCCACCUUGCUCCGAGAGCGUGAUCUGGACCAUCUUUCAUUCUCCGAUCGUCCUGUCACACACACAGAUCAGCCUGCUGGAGAACACCUUGCUGGACUGGCAAAACAGGACGCUGCGCAACGACUACCGGCACGCUCAGCCCCUCAACGGGCGGGUGGUGGAGUCCUCCUUCAGAGCCAAACUCACCCAAGAACAAUGCCAUACAGAAGAAUUCAACCUCAGACUGGAACAAAUCCAGAUGCAGCUCCAAGACAUGAAGAGAGAUCUAACAGCUGGCUUUUUGGUUAUUUCAGGUAUUAGAUCCAGCACUUUUCCAGCUUUCUACUUCCCUGUAGAAAACAUUGAGAGCAUUGUGAAUGUUCAUCCCCUCCAUGAUAUGUCUCUGCAAGCCUUCACCUUAUGUUUCUGGACAAAAUCCCAGCAUGCUGGCAGUCAGACUGUUCUUUCCUACUCUACACAGGAGAGGGAUAAUGAGCUCGUGAUGACCGUGGGCACAGAUGUGGGAUUGUGGAUAGGAGGCCAUUUCAUCAGCUUCCCCAUGUACCACAAGGCACAAGAUUGGCUGCACUACUGCAUGGCAUGGGCCUCCCAGUCUGGAAUGGCAAAUUUAUGGCUCAAUGGAGCAGCUGGUGAAGCAAAGAGUAUCCAGAAGGGGUACGUGAGCCAGGCUGGAGGGACACUUGUCCUUGGGAAAGAGAGAGGCACGCUUCUUGGGACCUUCUCCAACAGUUUUGCAGGGUGGAUGACUCAUGUGAACCUGUGGAGCCAAGUUCUCAGACCUGCAGAUGUUCGGGCACUUGCACUGUGCAAACCAGGGCAACUGAAGGGAGACAUCAUAGCAUGGGGAGAAACCUCCAUGACCCUCCUGGGGGGGGUGAUUCUGGAGUCUGACACCAGCUGUCAGUAACCACAGCUUUGUUUUGUUUUGGUUUUUUUUUUAAAGCAGCAGAAUAAUCCAAACUGCUUGCUGAGGAAACUGAAAAAAACUUGGAUUAUUUGCUUAUUUCUCAUUCUGCUUUGCAUAGGCUCACUAUGCACCUGCAACUGUUCCAGGUCAUUUUUCCAAGAGAGCAAAGCCUCCAUCAGUGGGAGAGAUGCAAAGGCCAGAGCAGAACUUGGCGCAGUCCAACACCUCGCACUGUCACAUUCCUCCCUGGAGUUUGAUUUAGGUCCCCAUACGUAGAUCUUCCUACGUGCUAAAGAGCCUCUCUCUUUGGUCAAAGGAGCCCCUUUCUCAAGUAAAAUCUCUGUCACAUCCUUCACCCAGUCUCAGUUCCUCACCAUCUUCCCCGCAUGCGUCCUCUCCUCCCAUUUCUCACCAUCAAAUCACCACCCCUUCCCCUG